CGCCCCUGGUAGGAAGACGUUUGCAGGGUUCCUAUGUGUGCGUGUGCGUCUGCGUCUGCGCGCUGAUUGGGAAAAACCAGUGGAAAAUCCGCAACGAAAGUGAAAGCAGUGAUGGAGUUGUGGUUGACUAUCUUGUUGUUGAUACUGUUGGGAUGCGUUCUGAGACUGUUCCAUGGAUUCUAUCUGAACUGGUACAAGGGACAGGAGCCGCCUGGUCCCUGGGGAUUGCCUGUGCUUGGAAAUUUGCUGCAAUUGGAUGCGCAGGCGCCGCACAAAUCGCUCCAGAAAUUAGCCCAUUGCUAUGGUGGCAUUAUGGCCUUACGCAUGGGUCGUGUGCGGACCAUAGUGCUCUCUGAUGCGGCCCUGGUGCGGGAGUUCUUUAGACAUGAGGAGCUUACAGCACGUGCACCGCUCUAUUUGACGCACGGCAUCAUGGGCGGCAAUGGUAUUAUCUGUGCCGAGGGCUUACUCUGGAAGCAGCAGCGACGUCACAUCAUCGACUGGCUCAAGACGCUGGGGAUGACGCGUCGCUCAGGCUGGACGCGCGAGCAGCUGGAGCGGCGCAUUGGACGCGGCGUCGACGAAUGUGUGCUGCUGUACGAGGAGGAGAUGAGGACGCCGGCGCAGAUAUUUGAUCCGCUGCCCGCGCUGCAGCACACACUGGGCAACAUCAUCAACGAUUUGGUCUUUGGACUGACAUAUGCGCGCGAUGACGUCACCUGGCGCUAUUUGCAACAGCUGCAGGAGGAGGGAGUCAAGCUAAUUGGCGUCUCGGGCGUUGUCAAUUUCCUGCCCAUACUAAGGUUUCUGCCCUCCAAUCGUCGCACCAUACGCUUUCUACUCGAGGGCAAGGCCCAGACCCAUGAGCUCUACGAUCGCAUUAUAAAGGAGUGUGAACAGAAGCUAGAAAAGGAGCAGAAACUGGGACAGAAGCCCAGUCGAGUGGUAGAUGACCAGCAGUUGGAAGGCAAAGCAGAGCCAAUGAGCAUUCUAGAGCUUUUUCUGCGCGAACGCGCCCAUCGCAAAGCGGAUGAGCAGGAUAUAGUGUUCCAUAAUGCCUCACAGCUGCGUCAUCUAUUGGCCGAUCUCUUUGGUGCCGGCGUAGACACUUCGCUUGCCACUCUACGCUGGUUUCUGCUCUACAUGGCUCGCGAGCAAGACUGCCAGCGGCAGCUGCGUAAGCAAUUGUUGUCGUUUGGCGUUAAGCCCACAAUUGCCGAACUGGAAUCGCUGCCCUAUUUGCGUGCCUGCCUCGCCGAGGUGCAACGCAUUCGGUCUGUGGUGCCGCUGGGCAUUCCACAUGGCGCCAGGCGAGACGUCACCAUCGCCGGCUAUCGCAUCGCCAAGGGCAGCAUGAUUAUUCCGUUGCAGUGGGCCAUACACAUGGAUUCGCGCACUUGGACGGUGCCCGAGGAGUUCCGACCCCAACGCUUUUUGAAUGCCGAUGGCGAAUUCGUUGCACCGCCACACUUCAUUCCUUUCCAGACCGGCAAGCGCAUGUGUCCGGGCGAUGAACUGGCCCGAAUGAUGCUAAUCUUGUUUGCGGGUCGCAUUCUCCGUCGAUUCCAACUGUCGCUUGCCGGGGAGGUGGACAUGGAGGGCCAGUGUGGCAUAACGCUCUCGCCAAAGGACUAUGAGCUGCAGUUCGCCAUAGUGCCGGUUCAUUAUCACGAAUAACCCAAACGGGAAACCGAUAUUUCAUGAAUACGUGUACGAGUUUAUUUUGUAGUAUAUAGGCCCAUAAACGUGUGACCAAACACAUAGGAUAGCAGUGAUGUAUGGAGGCAAGUUUAUUCUAAUUACCUGAACUUUAAAACUAUACUAUACUUACAUGUAUAUUUUUUUAAUUCGGAAAAUUUUAAGCAAAAGAGGCAACAUUUAU
This is a messenger RNA of Scaptodrosophila lebanonensis, 1882 nucleotides long. It is a transcript of the gene phtm, whose product is annotated as cytochrome P450 306a1. Gene Ontology annotation, biological process: xenobiotic metabolic process. The record is from RefSeq and is a predicted model, not a curated record. The coding region runs from base 112 to 1677 and encodes 521 amino acids. Gene Ontology annotation, molecular function: heme binding; oxidoreductase activity, acting on paired donors, with incorporation or reduction of molecular oxygen, reduced flavin or flavoprotein as one donor, and incorporation of one atom of oxygen; iron ion binding. The transcript has 6 exons. Gene Ontology annotation, cellular component: intracellular membrane-bounded organelle; cytoplasm. NCBI's taxonomy places the organism in Eukaryota, Metazoa, Arthropoda, Insecta, Diptera, Drosophilidae.